This is a messenger RNA of Elephantulus edwardii (Cape elephant shrew), 2634 nucleotides long. RefSeq names its product KIAA1407 ortholog (gene CCDC191). Gene Ontology annotation, molecular function: phosphatase binding. NCBI's taxonomy places the organism in Eukaryota, Metazoa, Chordata, Mammalia, Macroscelidea, Macroscelididae. The record is from RefSeq and is a predicted model, not a curated record. The coding region runs from base 1 to 2634 and encodes 877 amino acids. The transcript has 16 exons.
AUGCAGCUGGCGCCCCAAGAAAAGUCGGCCUCAGGGAAGAGGACGAGAUUGAAUGGCUGGAAACGGUUCACAAGGAAGCCGAGCCCUAAGAUUGCAUUUGAUCCUGACAAUGUGGAACAGUGGAUGAAGAAAGUGGAGAGAGCCUCAGAAUUGGCAGUUUCAGAAGCAUUUUCUCUUGGAAAUUCAGCUUUAACCAGAAAGCUUUGGGGCCAGGAAGUAGAUUUGGAAGCAUCUGAGCGAAUGAAAGAUCAUGACGAUGCCUAUACAGAAGGUAAGGAAAUACUUUUCUUAUUUUUGCUGCAGUAUUUAUAUGGCUAUUUGGAGGAAGAAGAGGAAAGUACCACCGUUCAGAAAUUUAUAGACCAUCUGCUCCAAAAAGAUGUGGUGGAUUCUGGGAUGUUGGAAGAACUUGGAAAGAAGGAAAACCAAGACAAGAAGCAGCAGAAGGAUCCUCGUCUUACCAUGGAGAUGAGACAUAAGCAGGUGAAAGAAAAUCGCUUAAGACGUGAAAAAGAACUAGAGCGCCAAAGAAUGGAGAAAGCCCUGAAAAAAUCGGCCUUCUUAGAGGCCCAGUGCCUGGUGCAAGAAGAGAAGAAAAGAAAGGCUCUGGUGGCCAAGAAGGAGGAGGAGGAGAUUCAAAAGGAGAUGGUAAAGCUGCGAAGAGAGAUAAUUGAGAGGAGACGCACUGUGGCAGAAGCGUGGAAAACAGAGAAGAAAAAGCAAGAAGAAAAUUAUCAAAAGAAGCCAGGAACAGACUUGUUUGGAAGUGCUCAACUUCCUCUGGAAGAAGAAAAAAUGGCAAAAGAAAGAAAGAAGAAAUUGAAAGAAUUAUUAAUACAAAUUUCCAAGGACAAUUACCAGUGUCAACGACGUUAUUUCUCUGCCUGGCACCAGUUAAUUCUUGAUGAUAGGAUUAAGCUGGGGAAAGCUGGGACCCUCUCUGACUGGAAGUUCCAACUAAAGGUCCUGCGAGCCUGGAGAGACUACACGAGAUCCCAGAAGCUGAAGCGAGAGACUCAAGCUGUGGAAAAUGACCUUAGGGAAGAAAACAGAAAACAGCAAGUGGCCACUGAAUAUAACAGGAAACAAGUUCUGCGACACUGCUUUGCAGAAUGGCAGCAUUGGCAUCGUGUGGAGAUCCAAAAGAGAGCUCUGGCUCUAACGAAAGAGGAAACCAGGAGGAAAAUGGAUGUGCUGCUGAAAGCAGCUUCACUCGGGAAGCUCACCGCGAAUGAGUCUUCACACAGAAGUGGUCUGCUUGAGAAGGCAGCGACCUCUCUGGAUCCAUCUGGAAGAAGUGGAGAGGGGACUGCUGUGCCUUCUUUGUGGGGAAAACCACCAGUGCACACCCUUCCUCAGGAAAGAUCACCAAAGAGCACCUUGCAGGGCCCUCUUCAGAAUGUUCCUUUAAACACACCUGACAAUCAGGAGUGUAGGACCGUGGAUAAUGAGCCCUCCUUCCAGAAGGCUAGUGGCAAUGAAAAGCUCAGAGUCACCAGCCAGAAAACAGAGCCCAUGUGCAUAGGCCAUUUUCACAACCGCCACGUCUUCCAGCAACAGCUGAUUGAGAAGCAAAAGAAGAAACUUCAGGAACAGGAGAAAAUCAUUCUUGAGCUGAAGGAAAACCAGCGGCUGGCAGAGGCUCGGUGGACAGCAAAGAGUGCGUCUGCAGCCACAGAUGCACGUAGCCACCAGCUGUCAAACGUCAGUGAAGAGGAACCAAGAAGAGUGUGUCAGACACUUCUUAAUUCACCUGCUGCUGCUUCUAGGACUGAGGACAAGAGAAGUGACUCCCAAAAUUCUCUUUCUAGACCCAGAAGGAACACAAGGCAGCUGAUGGCGCCCCAUCCCAUAUUGAAAGCCAUGGAAGAGAGAGCAAUUCAGCGAGCUGAACGUAGGCGUAUCUUGGCAGAGAGGAAGAAAAAACAAGAAGAGGAAAAACUGGCCCAAUUAAAAGCCCAAGAGGAGGAACGUCAGAAGAGGGAGGUGGAAGAAAAAAUUGCUCAGCUUGAAAGAAGGCGAGAAGAAAAGAGACUGAAGAAAAUGAAAGAACUAGAGAAGCAGAAGCGCAUUGAGAGGAAUCGGCAGUUGGAGGCAAUAGCAAAAGAACAUUAUGAAAGGGUCCUGCUAAGGAAAAAAGGUUUGGAGCCUUGGAAAAGAAUGAGAUUGCAGAACAUACAGAACAUUCAGGUGGCCAAAGAACAUCACUCUUCGGCAUUACAGAGGAAAUGCCUGCUGGCCUGGGUGCAGUGCACUCAGGAGAACCUGACUAGAAGGGCUGCCCAGGCUGAUCAGGUCUAUGCCCACAAUCUGCUUCAGAGAGUCAUCAGGGGCUGGCUGCAGUACCUGACUGAUCUAGAAAAAAAAGCAAGGAAAUUUUAUGAACAUUUUCUCCAGAAGAAGCUUUUCAGGGCCUGGCUUAACACGGUCAGAGAGGCCAAGAUUGAUUUUCAGAGCAAGUACAAAAUUGCAGAGGAGCACAGUAACAGGCGGAUUUCCAGGGCCAUAUUUCAAACAUGGAAGCAGUCUGCAAGACUUCUGAAAGAAGAAAGAUUAAGAGAAGAAAGGAGAGACCAACUCCGUAGGAAAGUAGCUGAAAUUCUUCCAGACUUCCAGAUGUUGGCACCACCGUAA